GCUGGCCAUGGGGUGAUUAUUAUGGGGCGAGAUGCUCAGGGAUUUAAAUCUUGGGCUGAUCCCCCGUCCUGAUGAUGGACCUGCCUUCGAUCCUCCAGUUUAGUUCGCAUUCGCAAUGAUCAGCAAGAGCUUCGCCUGGGCUUUCUUGCCCGCCCUUGCAGCUUCAGCAGCUGUCAGUAACUCUGGAUCAUCAUUCGACUAUGACGCCCUCAGCCUGCGGACCGUCGGCGCCCCAAAUACCCUGGAAUGGCGAGUCUGGCUUGAGAACAACGGCGAACCAAUCUCCUUCUGGCACGACGUCCCUCUCUAUCCCAAGGACAGCAACAAGCAAAUCAUCAACUUCGUCGUCGAGAUCCCCCGCGGCACAGACGGCAAGAUCGAGAUCCGCCGUCCAGAGCCACUCAACCCGAUCUUCCACGACGAUAAGAACGAUGCGCCGCGGUUUGUCGAAAGUGUUUGGCCAUACAAGUCGUAUCCAUUCCUGUACGGAUCUAUCCCGCAGACUUGGGAGAGCCCCAACUUCAACCACAACUUCACCAAUGAGCCUGGUGACAAUGACCCCAUGGACUUGUUUGAUAUUGGUCAGGAUGUGGGGUACACCGGCCAGGUCAAGCAGGUUAAGAUCCUUGGCGCGCUUGCUCUGAAUGAUGGGGGUGAGACUGAUUGGAAGGUUUUGGGUAUUGAUGUUGAGGAUCCCAUUGCUUCUUUGGUUGACAACUUCAAAGACGUUGAGAAGUACCGCCCCGGUUUGAUUGAAUCCUAUUACGACUGGUUCACUUACUACAAGGUCGCCCGCGGCGAUGACCUGAUUCCCAUCACAGGCGACAGAUAUGUCAACGCCACAUUCGCAGCAUCCAAGGUAAAGGAAAGUCACGGUUUCUGGCUCGACCUGGUCAAGGGCAAGGUGGAUACCGGGGAAAUCAACUACAACCAGACAUCCCGGCCAGAUAUUCCUCACAGCUUCGUUCCCAAGCAGGCCGCCACCGAUCGGUUUGACAUCCCUGCCGAGUCCGAUGAGAAGCCCGCUGCACCUAGGCCUGCCCGGUAUGACCAGUGGUUCUACCUCGACAAGGAUUUCAACCUCAUUGAGGAGAAUGUUGUUGAAUAAAGCCAUUUCGAACCGUGGCGCUUGCCUUCUGGUACAUGGCCGAUUAAGAUAUUGCAUGAUUGUACAUAGACUGACUUCCUAUCCUCGCGGGCUGGUACUACGCCUGCUGGUAAUUGUAUAAAUUCAUCUCGUU
Messenger RNA from Aspergillus versicolor CBS 583.65, 1241 nucleotides. RefSeq lists its product as uncharacterized. The transcript is spliced from 4 exons. Gene Ontology annotation, molecular function: magnesium ion binding; inorganic diphosphate phosphatase activity. Lineage: Eukaryota; Fungi; Ascomycota; Eurotiomycetes; Eurotiales; Aspergillaceae. Bases 116 to 1108 code for a protein of 330 amino acids. Gene Ontology annotation, biological process: phosphate-containing compound metabolic process. Gene Ontology annotation, cellular component: nucleus; cytoplasm. The record is from RefSeq and is a predicted model, not a curated record.